AUGGCAACAGCCAAGAUAGAAGACUUUGACCAGGACCAUCAUGUUCAAGAGGCCUUGCGCUACUUGGAGCAGAAGGAUGUGAAGAAGGUCCUUCGAGACCUGACGGAAUCGCUCCUUCUUCGACAACCUGAACAUCCCAGGUUUCAUAUGUUAGAGGAGCUAUGGGAAAGCACUGGGAGAUCUUGGAUACCUUUUGCCGAGAACAUUCCCUGCAGCUUUUUGCUGCAGAAAUUUUCAUCUCCGCGUGAAGCGGUGCAUGACCUGCUACGUAGAGCGGCCAGCACCGCAGGUGUUCGACGCGUCUCGUUUUUCUCGGCGCCCAACUGCCGGGGUCGGCAGGUCGUGGGCCGUGGCGAGGCGGAACGCUUCUCGGGAAACGAGUUCUUGCUGGUGGACAGCACCGACCAGGAGCUGGUCGUCGGACAACCAGGCCACAGUGCGCUCCGAGAUUGCCUUGACUUGGCAGUGACAAGGGGUUGCGCCACGGUGGAGCAUGCUGUUCAUGCGAAGUUGCUGCUGGAGCUGCGUGGCAGGUCCAAGGCGGCGCCAACGGUAAAUGCAGAGAAGUCCAUGCCGCCGGAGUUGACCUCCUUCUUGCGCCAGAUGGAUAUGCUUCUGCCGUUGGUUCUGGCGGCCUGGCGCUGCAAACUGGUGCGUGAUGCUGCAGUGAUCUUCCUUGGUCUUGUCCUACUUCUGUUGGGUGGUUGGUGGCAACGGCCUGUGCGCAUCAUGACUGGCCUACUAUUUUUGGUGGCGGGGAUCAGGGGGCUUCCUGGUGGUAGUGCUUUCUUGGAGGUGAAGACUGAGGCCGGCUUUUAUGCAGCAAAACGAGGGCAAAAUGCAAAGAGGAACGAGGGGAUUCGCCAAGCCUUUGAGGUGUGGCUGAAAAGCUUUGUGCCAUGUCCGUGGCAGCUGUCUGGGGAGUUGUGCACAAUUUUGCCCUAUCUCCUGAACCGCAAGCGCUUCUCGAAUUUGCAAUAUGAACGCUGCUGGCUUGACGCUGAAGAUGGUGAACGCUUUGCGUUCGACUGUGUCUUCCCAGACACCGGUUUUGAUCCUGACGCACCAGUGGUAGUGCUUCUCACAGGACUUGCACCAAAUCAACAUUGGACGGCUGCUGCUGGAUUCAUAGCGGAUGCAGCAUGGCACCUUUGCAACCGUGCCAACAUGACGGUGGUGGUUUUGAUCGCCAGAGGAACCAUGGAUACGCAAGUCAACAAGAAUCUCUUUCAUGGUGCGCGCGUCACGGACUUGCGACAGACCUUGGAAGUAAUGCAUUCUUGCCUGGAGACGGCCUCAGGCCAGAAAGCCAAGCUCUUUGCUGCUGGCUAUUCCAUGGGUGGUAUCAUCCUGGCCAAUUAUUGUGGCCACUACAGCCAAGAUCCGUUGCUGUGUGGGGCCAUUCACUUUAGUGGCGUCCAUGACGCAGUUUUCAACAUGAACUUUAAGUACUCAGAAGAGACCUGGCAGGCCUACUUGGCUUACAACCUCAAGUGGUCAAUUGUCUCUGCGGCACCAGUUGAGGAGGCACGCAAGCGCGGUGUAGACAUGGAGCGCAUCAUGUCGGGGAAGGUCGCCAGCAUCGUUGAUAUUGACAAGGAUUUUGUCUCCGUCUUCAACGGCUAUGACGGGGUGCUGGAUUACUACCGUGACUUAAGCCUGGCUUCCGAUGAUAAAUGGCGAAAUGUCAGCAUACCUCUGCUGGCAGUGGCAGCUCGCGAUGAUCCAAUCACACACUGCGAUGCUUUGAGGGCGAAAGAGUUUUCGGCCGAGAACCAGAAUUUGCUGUUCUUGGUGACCGAACGUGGUGGCCACGUUGGUUGGCCAUGGGGCCUGCGGCCAUGGAAUCGUGGCUGGGAUUUCAUGAACGAGGCGAUGGUGGCCCAAUGGGACUGCCCCAGCCGUGCCAAUGGCUGUGUGGAAGGUGUGCUUGUGGCAGAACCCUUUCCAGCAUUCGAGGCAGCUUCGCUUCUCCCAAUGAUGCAGCUGCUGGCUUCACUUUUGGGAGAACGCCUCACAUCGAUGCACUGGGAAGCGGAGGCCCGGCAUUCGCAGACUGUGAUUAAUCGCCUUCUUCAAGGAGUGGAGGUGCUGGCAAAGCCAUCUGAAGAGUGGGAAAAGAACUUAAUGCAAAGCGCUGCCGAAGUUCCAAACGAAGUGCUUCGCGGUGAUGUGAUAAUGAAAGAUGCUGCGGUAUGGCAGUUGGACAAGAGGACCUAUGUGGAUAUUUGUGGGCAAAUGGAUGGCAGCCUCAGUGGCUUAGCGGAGGAGGCCUUCAUGAUGUCCUCCGAAGCGACAUGGGAAGUUUCCUGCGCAGAGGAAUUGUCUCUCCAAAGCAGUGGCUCGCACGCCUCCUCAAGGGAGAUUUGUGUGCGACUGCAUGGGAUUGGAAAGCCGACAGUGUUGGAUUUCUCUGAUGAUGGUGAGAGGUUGGAUCACUUCGACCUGGCAGCCGCAGAAGCGUUGGCCAAAUCUUCGCUGAGAGCUGCCUUACAGGCUCGCUCCCAGCUGCAAGAAUUGAUCCUGCGCAAGCAUUCCACCGAGCAAAUGCAGUCCCUGGUCUCGGAGCUUAGCAUGGCGACCAACACCUUGGAUUUGGUGAGCAGCAUCGAGAGGGCUGUGCAGGUGGUGACGCACUCCAAAAAGUGUAGCGUCUUUUUUAUCGACCAAGACUCUGCAGAGGUUUGGUCCUAUCCUACCCAAUCUGUCUCUGAGUCCUUCCGCUUUGCCUUCGGCAUCGGCUUGCCUGGUCGGAUUGCCGAGUUCAUAAAGGACAACAGCGGUGAGCAGCAGGGAGCUUUGGUCUACAAUGCUCGAUCCCAAGCUUGGAUGGCAAAGACCAUGCCGAUCUGGUCAGAGAUGCCACGUCAGUUUGGUCCAAAGCUACGAGCCCAAUAUGCAGCUGCCAGUGAAUAUAGCUUGUCCCUUCAUGAUGACUGCAGUGGAUCAGCUGGUGAAAUUGACGACCCUGAUGCCAGUUACACUGAUUGGUUUCAGGUUGACGACGACGACAAUCCUGGCAUGACUCGUUGGGUGUGCGUAGAAUGUGGGAAGAGUAGUUUUGCGUGGAACGUGAUAGCCGAGAACUGGACAUGCAUGGAAUGUCAUGGAGAUCAGUUUUAUGAUGCCACGCGACCUGCAAGACACCACACACAACAUGGUACAUGGGUCUACAUGCCUCAUGAUUCGCAGAGCCCUGUGAAGACGCCAUCAUCACAGAAGACUGGAAGGCGAAAGGCGAGACGCCGUCGGCGACACCCUGCCGAUCCACCUGAUGCUUUGAUUGGCGACGGACAGGAAGAGACUGCUGAGUCUGAAGUUGCCACCAAUGACCCAGUAAUUGAUGUGACACCAGCUGGAUCAGUGCGUGUGCGGGGACGACCACAUCGAGCAGAAGCAGUUCAGCCGCGUGUGGAUGACCCUAUUCAAGCAUUGACUGCAGCACUCCAACAACUGGCAAAUGGACAGACUAACCGGAGUUCAGCCUCUAGUGAUUCCUGGAUCAGUGCUAUGGGACCUCAACGUGGUGUGAAGUUUCGUGGAGGUGCACCACCGCAACCGCCUGCAUGGAGCUAUUCUGCCUCUGACAUUCGUGCUUAUGAGAAGUAUGAGAGAAAGGUCAAGGUUUGGGAGUUGCAGGUUAAGCACUAUAUGACUGACGCUGAGGCCGCCCUCACUCUUUUCACGUCCUUGCGUGGUGAAGCUGAGCAGGAAUUGGAGUUUGUGGAUGUCAACACCAUCUACCGUAAGGCGUAUCCAGGAGAAUCACUCCGAGCCUUCAUCAAUCGAUAUCGUCGUGCAGAAGCUUCCUUGCGUGCAAUCAACAUAGAUAUCAGUCUGACAUACGAUGAUGAGAGUCGCGGUUCACGGUUGCUGGAUCGAGCCCGACUGACCACUGAGCAGCAGAGGUUGAUUUUGGUAGGUACAGGUCAAGCCCUCUCAUUUGAUGCCAUUCGUGCGGCACUCAUGCUUCAGUUUCCGGAGCACAAGCCGACACCUCCUGUUGCUGGCCGUGAAUCCAACAAUGCUCCAUAUCAGCCUAAGGGAUCUGGAAAGAAUCACCAAGGUUCUACUUCGACUUCCUCAUCCUCUACAUCCUCAACUGGAGGUGGAAAGGGGAAGGGUUCUGGAAAGGGACCACGAAGAGUGUAUCAGACUGAGACUAUUCAAGAAGGUGAUGAGAAUGAGGAACAGGCAGAAGAAGGUGACAACGAAGUCCCCGCUGAUGACCAGCCUGAGGAACAAGGGGAUCCUGAAUGUGAAGAUGCAGAAGCAGAAGUACAAGAAGAGGAUGCUGCCAAUUUGGCUGAAGUUCUCACCGUCACUGCUCGAAAGUUGGCGAAUGUCACGCAGGGCAGGAAAUACUCAGGUCAGCCAAAGAAGAGCAUCCAGGAGAAGAAACGGACUUCGAUGUGUGCAGCCUGUGGCAUCAAAGGCCAUUGGGCUGGUGACCCAGAAUGCGAGAUGACACCGAACCAGCAGACAGACUCAAAGACUACACCCUCCAGUUUCACUUCAUCCCAAAAGGGAAAAGACAAAGGUCAAAAAGGCCGUGAGGAUUCGAGCAGUUCUGCCAAAAAGGUGAUGACCGUUCACCACAGCUCUGGGUAUGACACCACCGUCGAAUACAUGCCACCUCAUGAACAACCUCAUCCACAUUUUGCUAUGGUUUGCACUUUGCCACAUGUUUGCCUGAGCACUUCAACAUCUAAGACCUUUGGUUUCAUGAUCAUUGACACGGCCUGCCAACGUUCUUGCUGUGGAAAGUCAUGGGCAUCACUGCAGGCCGAACAUUUGGAGUCCUUCCGCCUCAAGAUUCAUCACGAGGCCAGCUCUGAGCGGUUUCAGUUUGGAGCAGGACCCCCAAUGGUUUCUUUGGAGAAGAUUUGGAUGCCCAGCUCAAUUCAAGGCUGCUGUUUGAUUUUGGGAGUUGAUGUGAUUGAUGCCAAUAUUCCUUUUCUUGGAAGUCUUCGUUUGCUGAAGCGUUUAGGUGCAGUGAUUGAUUUGAAUCAGCAUGUCGUUCACUUCAACAAGUUGCAUGUCACCACAUCUCUUUCACGUGUUGAUGGACACCUUGCGAUUCGAAUAGAUGAGUUUCCACAUUCACCCAAUCGUCUUCGCAUUUGGUCCAUGAAGCGAUGGAAGCGCCUCAGUGCCAAGCUGCUGGAUUUCGGCAAGAACUUGGCUGUUCAGCUAUUCCAGGCAUUUCGUCUGGGAGUCAUGGACAAGAAGACAUACAUGAACUAUCUCCAGGAGAAGGACAACGCCCCUGUCAAGAACCGCGGCGCCAAAGCAAGCGCGAAGACAGCACGGGAACCGCCACGGAAGCUAUGCGACGUGCCUCAGAUGCAAAGCCAGAUGGCUGUGGGACGGAACCGGAUGGAAGUUGCAUGGCUGCUCCUCCAGAUUGUUGCUGCCUCUGCCAUCUUUCUUGACGACGGUGGACGGUUCCAUUCAAGCCCCAGCUUCACAGGCGGAUUGUCUGCCCCUGAAAGCACUGGCCAGCAAGGCCAAACCCAAGCCUGGUUCGGAAACGAGGCAACCAAAGACCAGAUCCAGGCCACCUUCUAUGACAUCCUCAGCGGCAGGCCAUCUGCUCCGAGAGGAGGAACUCCAGGAUGUGGAUCAGGACAUGGAUCUACUCAGCCUAUACAGCUGGUCGGACGUCGCAAGCGAUUGACUGGUGAUUUGAAGAAGAACAUAAAGACCCUGGAGGCCGAGGUGCACGUCAUGCAGCACAUGCCAUUCGAGCGCAACAACAAGAAAAACGCUGUUGAUGUUUUUGAGCUGUUUGCUGGAACAGCCAAAGCAACUCGUAUGGCAGGCCAGUAUGGACUCAAUGCCCUGGAACCCAUCGACAAGAACGAUGGCAAGGACCUCCAGGACCCAGUCACUCAGAAGAUGGUUGAAGAGACCAUCGAUCGCUUUUCGCCGCUCCUGAUGCUCAUUGGUUUUCCUUGCACCUUCUGGAGUGUGAUGAACGAAAACUGCAACUACAGCUGGAGAAUGCACGAACUUGAAGCUCUGCGUGAACUUGAAAGACCUCUCCUUCGCUGGGUUGCAGAUCGAAUCAAACAACAGGCCUUGGCUGGCAGGUUCUUUGCCUUGGAGAACUCUGCCAAGAGCAGAAUUUGGGAUGAGCCUCCAGUGAUCGAGCUCAUGGACUUGCCUGAUGCUCAGCUCGUCACUUUGGAUGCAGGUGCCUUUGGAGCCACCGACAAAGAUGGAUUUCCAAUCAUCAAGACCCACAAGUUCUUGGUGAAUAGCCCUGCUUUGGCUCAGCUGCUUCACAGACGUCUCAAUGCCCAAGAACGCCAGAUGUGCAAGCCGCUGGAAGGUAUCAAUGUGACCAACUCGCAAGUCUAUCCUGAUGAGCUGGUGCGCACAAUUUUGAGAUUUGUGAAGCAGGAGGCCAAGAAGCUCAGUCCUUUGCGCUUCGAAAAGCCUUUCGAAGUUUGUUUUGCACAGCCUGUUGAUGAUGAAGACGCAUGGCGCCGCAUUUUGAAUGAGGUCACCAACACCUUUGCCAACAGCUCAGUUCGAGUUUUGACUUUGCAGCCUGGCCAGGAGCUGUACCGAAAGAUUGAGGAGAUGGUGCCUUGGGAGAUUGUCAGGGUGCAGAUCGCCAAAACACCGGUGACUAGAAGACUUCCACGGGAUAUUCCUUUCACUCACCGUGGAGCUGCACUGCUGUACUCCGACGAUGGCAUGGCGCUGGAAGCUGAGGACCUCAGCAAUGUGGCAUUCCCCAAGCAGCGCUUUAGCAAAGCGGUUCAGUCCGCUGUUUUCUUCUUUGGACUUGCAGAAGAUGACAGCAAGAAACAAGCGCCAAGAACAGCCGAUGAUGCUGAAGAACAGGAAGGUCCUCAUCUGCCGGUCCCUGGACUUAAGACCGAUGUGACCUUCCCUGGCGCUCCAAAGACUUUGCCAGCAGCAGUCAAGGCCUCAGUGGCUCGACUUCACCUCAACACUGGCCAUGCCCAUAAGAAGGAGCUCAUUCGACUUCUCUCCUCCUAUGGGUCAAUCAAUUCAGCCACUUUGACUGCCAUCAAUCACAUGGUUUGUGGUUCUUGUGAACGAACCAAGCCACCAGCACCUCCUCGCCCAGCAUCCAUUCCACAGUUCAUGGGCCAAUUUGGAGAACGAGUUCAGGUUGACAUUGUCUACAUCCGAGAUCUUUCUGGAUCGAAUCAUCCUGUGCUCGGAAUGGUUGACAUGGCCACCCUGCUCCAACAAGCAGUUCGUCUUCACAGUAGAGCCUCAGCUCAUGUUGCAGACCAGUUCAGACGCAGUUGGUUGAUGCCCUAUGGAUAUCCUUUGGUCUGCGAAGUUGAUGCUGAUGGAGCCUUUGAAGGCGACUUUAGAACUGCCUUGGAAGACGCUGGAGUUCACUAUGUGGUGAUACCUCCUGAAGCGCAUUGGCGCAUAGGAACUGUGGAGAGGAGGAAUGCAGUUCUUCGAACAGCUGCUGAACGUUUGAUUGAUGAGAAUGCUGUGACCAAUGGCGAGGGCGUUGAUUGGAUUUUGAUAUCAACUGUCCAAGCCUUGAACAGCAGCACGGCCACCAAGGGACGCAGCCCCUAUCAGGCCGUUUUUGGCCGACUUCCACGUUUUCCUGGCGACCUGAUGAGUGAUGAUCGUGCAAUGAUUGUUUCAGAUCAUCAAAUGCUUGCUGAAGAAUUUCGACAACAAGCCUUGCGAGUCAUCAGCGAGACCAGAGCGUCCCAAGUCAUUCGAAGAGCCUUGCUUCGAAAGACCAAGCCCAACAAGGAGGAGUCUCAGGCCAUUUUGCCUGGAAGCCUUGCUGCCUACUGGCGAUGGACCAAACGAGCUGCCGGCAAGAAGAAGGGUGGCUACGUUUUGGGCAGACUUCUCCAUCAUGAUCCCGAUGGCAAGUCUGCAUGGAUCCAAGCUGGAUCUUCUGCAGUUCAAGUGACCUAUGAGCAGCUGCGCCCCACGUAUGGACUUGAAGCGUGGAACCCUGACAUGGAGGACAUUCGGCUUUUGAAGAAUGCUGAGAAGAACCUCAUGCAGGGCAUGUGGAAAGACCAUCGAGGACCACCUCCACCAGAAGAUGAACCGAUGGAACCUGACCUAGCGGUUGAGGCUGAAGAUGAAGAGAUGGGCGAAGCCAUGGCAAUUGAGCCUGGACUCUUGCUUGGAGAGCCACAACCUUCUUUCGUUCCUGAGCCUCCUGUUUUGCCAGUUCCACUUCAUCAUCCUUCUAUGCUUCAACAACCAAUGGCGAUGAACUACUCUCCAGUGUACAACCAGAGCAUUCGCCAAGAUGUUCAGAAUUUUCUUCCUUUCGAGAUGGACCAGAGGAAUGUUCGACCUCGACUUCAUGAAGAUUUGGAUGUGCAACCUUCACCUACAUCACCAUUGUCUGAUAUACAACCACCACCAUUAUCAGCACCACAUUCAUCACAACAUAAUCUAUUACCACCAUCAAUUCCAAGUCCUGAACAUUCACAACAUCUUGAAGUACCAGCUCUUCAAGCCAAACCUCUGCCAGCACCAUCAGAUGCAAUUCCUUCAGAACCACAUGAAGUGAUUCCACCACCACCUGAAGUUGCAGCAGCUGAUGUUGCCAUUCCAAUUGACAGCUCAAGCAAUGGCCUUGGCAGCUCACAACCAACAGUUCGCGUUUCUGAGAACUCUUCAGGACCACCAUCAACCGCAGCGCUGAUGACCAACCACUUCACCUUUGUGGUUCAGCAGGUCCCUGAAGAGCCCUACUGCACGUUUGAACGUGUCGAGGACGGGUGGGAUGGCAAUGUGAAAGCCAUUUCUCCUUUGACCUCCGCAGCCUUUCGUGUGGCUGCAGCCAAGGUCGAGAACGAAGAGAUGUCUAGUGAUUCAUCAGAUGAUGAGCAAUCACCAACGAUGGAACGUCUUUCGAGACAAGAACGGAAAGCCAUGGAUCGAGAAAUUCCCUGGCGAGUGAUUUUGGAAAGCCCUCCUGAGACUGUCGAGCUCUACGUUGAGGCCAACCGCAAAGAAUUUGCCAGCUGGCUGAGUUGGGGCUGUAUCGCUCCUUUGAAGCCCGACAAGAUCAAGGAGAUCAAAGCAACUCCUCCUUUGCGACGGAGAAUCAUUCCAUCACGCAAUGCCUAUCGAGACAAGAACCGUGGAGCUGGACCCACUGUUCGUGCAAAAUGUCGCACAGUGGUGCUUGGAUGCCAAGACCCAGAUUUGGCUACCCUAGCCCGAAGCUCACCAACACCUUCCAAAACAGCAGAAAUGAUUCUUUUGCAGAUAGCAGUGUCUGGCAUGAAUCAACUUGUGGAGCUCACCAACAAGAAAUGGAAGUUGUGGAGUGGAGACGUAAGUACAGCGUUUUUGCAAGGCACUCCUGAGCCUCGAAGCCAGCCACUGUUCAUGCGUGCACCACGCGAUGGAAUCCAGAAGCUUGCCAACACUUUCCCGGACGAGCUCUACGAGGUGUGCGGAAAUCUUUAUGGAUUUGCUUCAGCACCACGCACCUGGUGGACCAAUGUUUUAGGUACCACAAAGAAGCAUGCCUUUUUCCAGCACCGCUAUGACAGAUGCUUUCUGAUCAAGCGCGAUGCCGAAGAGCGCCUGUUGGUCGUCAUGAUCAUCCAUGUGGACGACUUUUUGGUGGCCUUCCGGGAAGACUAUGAUGUGAGCGAGCUUGAGCAGAUGUUCACCUGGGGUUCAACAACCUUGCUGACUGAGGACAACUGCAUUGUUUUUCGUGGAAAAGAGAUCCGAAUGAAGAAUAUGCAGGGCAAGAUCACUUUGCAUGUGACACAGCAAGCCUUCAUCGAUGAGAUGAGCACCGGCAAGCUUGGCCGUGGCAGAUUGGUCAGCGAAGAGUUGAACGCAGCUGACUGGAGUGAGUUCAGAUCAGUUGCGGGCUCACUGCAAUGGCUGGGUGGACAGACCCGUCCAGACCUCUGUUCAGCUGUGAGCUUGGCUAACAGGGGAAAAGAGACAACCUUGCAGAACCUCAAGAUGCUGUUUGAGUACAUUGAGAUUGCCAAGAAGACCAAAGACGUAGGUCUAUGCUUCCAUCCUGUGCCCUUCAACAAGGCCUCGAUGAUUGUGGGGUAUGGUGAUUCGAGCUGGGCAAACGCCCCUGGUGGCAAAUCUCAGAUGGGCAGCUUGGUGCUCUUCGCUUCACCUGACUGCUUAGAGCACAAGAGCUACGUCAGCAUCUUGGACUGGAAGAGUGCAAGAUCCCCAAGAGUGACACGAUCCACUCUUGCAAGUGAAGCCAAUGCGAUGGAUGAAACAGUGGAUAGGGCGACCUACAUAAAUUACUUCAUCACUGCUUUGCUCUAUGGCACCACCGCCACUGGGAAACCUCACCCUGAGAGAGCCUUGCGUCAAGUUCAGUGUACAGAUUGUAAGUCGCUGUAUGAUGCUGUCAUUUCAGAAAACCCUUCCACAACAGAGAAGCGGACCAUGAUAGCAAUUAGAUCCAUCCAAGACUUCAUUUGUGAAGAUGAUUGCCGUUGGGUGCCAACAACGGUCAUGUGGGCUGAUUGUCUUACCAAAGAAGACAAGGAGCUCUGCGCUGCACUUCAAGACAGCAAACCGCUUGGGCUCAUCAUCGUGGGAGACAAAAGCAUUGGCACGUUGAACGACAGCGAGGACGUGGUGUCGGCCUUCUCUUUCUGGGGCAGCGGCAAAGUGGAGUUUACCAACCAGGACUCCGAGUUCAUCGACUGGCUGGCGAAUGCCGCUGGAAGCCAUGUCGAACGCCUCUCCCUGGAUCUCAUGUGGACGAAGGCGUUGCUGGAGCGCAACAAUGACAGAAGUGGAUCCAACACCAUGAAGCAGGACGACCAAGAACUGAUCUCCGAAUAUUUCACUGCAGAGGCGGUGAAUGCGAGAAGCAGAGGAGGGCCGCAGGAGAGAAAGGGUCCACACAAAGAAACUGCUACGGUUCACCGCUUUGUUGGUCAUGUUGCAUCUGCACUCAACUUCCAUGGAUCAGCAAACCUUAUGAUGUCCGACGCGGAUACGAACGCCGUUAGGAAUCUCACCCCAGCAACAUAUGCCGACGUCCGAGAAUGGAGCGUUGACUACUGGGCCAUGACACCUCAAGAUGAAAUCACUCUUUUGAUCAACUCACUCCAUUUGCUGGAUGUUUUUGACAAUGUCACCAUUGCUCCUGGUGUGCUUCUGCACUUCUUUCAGGAAGUGAAAGCCAACUACCGAGCAAUACCGUUCCAUAACUUUCAUCAUGGUAUGUCCACACUGCACUACACCUUCAAGAUGAUUGAGGUUGCUAAACUUUCUGAGCACCUGGGUCAUGCCGAGAUGUUUGCCAUGCUUAUGGCGGCCCUUUGUCACGACGUUGAUCAUCGUGGGUACAACAAUGCCUUCGAGAUCAUGACUCGUAGCGAACUUGCGCUCCGCUACAAUGAUUCUUCGCCUUUGGAGAAUCACCACUGUGCCAGGACCUUUGAAUUGGCCCUCAACAAGGAUGAAUGCAAUUUUUUUCAGGACCUUGAUCAGGGAAACUACAACCUCAUUCGAAAGAGGAUGAUUGCAGGCAUUCUUGCUACUGACAUGAAACAUCAUGGGCAGCAUGUGACCAUUUUGAAGGAGUUUGAAGUGGGCGAAUCCUCAGAGUCCCAAAGUCAAUUCCUGGUGGAAGUGGUGCUCCAUGCAGCUGAUAUCAGCAAUCCCUUCAUGCCAAGUGCACCAUCCCAAAAGUGGUGCGCCUGCCUGAACGAGGAGUUCAGUCUGCAGGCGGAGAAGGAGGCGGAGCUGGGCUUGCCCGUCACAUCUUUUAUGUGUGGCUUAAGAGAGCCACAGGGCGCCGCGAAGUCUGUGCUUGGCUUUAUCGACUUCGUCAUCAUUCCGUUUACAAGUUCAGUCUUCAGAAUUUGGCCGGAAUUGGACGAGAUGAGGCAAUUCCUGGAUCAAAACCGCGCGGCUGCAGCUGCGGUACUUGAAGAGGCGGUCCGAGAUCAGCUGCAGCUACCGGAUAUUUGA
This is a messenger RNA of Cladocopium goreaui, 11973 nucleotides long. NCBI's taxonomy places the organism in Eukaryota, Dinophyceae, Suessiales, Symbiodiniaceae. The record is from the annotation of a GenBank genome assembly.